Molecule: messenger RNA, 489 nt
Organism: Helobdella robusta
Lineage: Eukaryota; Metazoa; Annelida; Clitellata; Rhynchobdellida; Glossiphoniidae
Exons: 2
Coding region: 1-489 (162 amino acids)
Source: RefSeq, a predicted model, not a curated record
AUGCCCGUAACUCGAGGUAUGUUGAGGCCUGGUGGAGAUGGUUCAAUGAAGAGCUUUGUAAUAAUACUCACUGUGGUUGGUCUGAUGUUUCUGAUGUACUACAAGUACAAACUAACUUCAUAUACGUCAACUCCUGAGAUAGCUGCUGCCAAGGAAAGUGUUUAUGGGGAAAAUAAAAUGGCCAAAGAAGUUGCCAAAGAAAUUGCCAGCUUGAAAGAGCAGAUGAAUCGAUGGAAAGACGAGUACCAUACAUGUAAAACUGAUAAGGAGGUACUGGAGAUCAGACAGAAAAAGGUUGUCAUUAAGAAGGACAUGGAAAAUGAACUGGAUAACAUGAGGAAAAAGUUAUAUGACACCAACGAUGAGUUAAAAAUUCAGAAGGAAAAAGUUGAAAACUUAAGCAAGAGAUUGGUGGGCCUUUCAAUUAUCUCCUUCCAUUUUCAACAUCUAUUCCUUAUUUUGAAUUCAAAAUAUUAUAAAAAAUUUUAA